Messenger RNA from Arachis ipaensis, 1011 nucleotides. Lineage: Eukaryota; Viridiplantae; Streptophyta; Magnoliopsida; Fabales; Fabaceae. The record is from RefSeq and is a predicted model, not a curated record.
AUGGACACGGACGCGCAAGUCGCGCACCCCUUUCCCCAACCUCCACCUUCUUCUUCUUCUUCUCUCCCCCAACUGCCGUCGCAGCAGCAGCGCUGGCCGCCGCCGCACGACCUACCUCCGUCACCGUCCUUGGCCAUCAAUUCCCUUCCCCUCUCACCACCACCCAUCCUCUCUCUCCCUCUUACUCCUCUCACCCAUCUCACCGUGACCAACCCCUCCGCCGCCACCCCGUCAUCACUGCCGGCGGCUCGCUCCCUCUCUGUUCGUCCUGCACAUUCUCCUAUCAUUCUCUUCUCUCACCAUCACCGUCCCUCCUCCCCUCAGUUGCUCACCCCUCCGGCCAAACCACCGCGCCAGCCGUCUUCACCGCCACCAUUCACGGUGGUGCCAGUUUCUGUCUCUGCUGCCCCUGUCCUAUCGAUGUCGGAUAGAGGAAAAGCUAUAGCCUCUGCUUCCAAAAAAAGGAAGCGCUCCAAGACCUCUACACCCCCACCAUCUGCUAACUAUGCAAGGAAUCCGCUGAAUGAGGAGGAGAAAGAAAAUCAGUUACUCCCGUCCACUGAUCCAACCAAAUUUCCAAAUCUCUACUACGAGCUACGCCUUUCCCGUUAUAGACCCCCGACUAGCCGCCGUUCUCGAGCUAGAGCAGCAGUCGAGGCAGCUAUACCAUCUUCUUUGCCAGCAGCCCCACCCCCUUCAGCACCCGAGCCCACUUACCUACUGGUUCAGCGUCUGUUUCGGUUCUUGGAGCACGAGAGGCUCCAUGUCAGACGCCGACUGGAUCGGAUGGAUCAGGCACUCAUCUCCCUUGGCGCUGAGUUACCUCCGCUUCCAGACUCUCCGACCUCCGAUGAGCAGGAUCAUCAGGAGGAGGAUGCGGAUGAGCCACUUCAGCGGGAUGCACCUCCAGCUGCCCCUGAUACUACAGAGCCACCACAGACUCAUAAGGUCCCAGAGCCACAGCCCGAGCCUGCGCCUAUCGUUGUACCUCCCACUGAUCCUCCGGUUUAG